UUAAAAUGAAUAAUAUUAGGAUGAUAACGUUUAAACUAUUAAGAACAUUUGUUACUAAAUCAAGACCUGAAUCUGUUGGUGUACAAGGAAAGAUAAAAUUAACAAAAAUGUAUAAAAGUGAUGCUAAAGUAAUAGCAGAAGAUGACAUAGAAGUAUAUGGAUCUGAUUUCAUGAAAAUUACUGAUUCUUAUAUAAAUCAUAAUAGAGAAGAACUAGCAGCUAAAGAACUGUUAAAACGCCGUGUUGUUAAAAGUAAAGUUUUCAAUGAAAUAGAACCAAGUUUUCUUACAUAUAUUGAAAAAGAUCAAAUAAAGAAAUUACAUGAAAAUAAUCCUGAAGAAUGGACACUUGAAAAACUCAGUGAAAGUUUUCCAGCUUUACCUAAAACCAUAAGAAAAGUGUUAAAAGCAAAAUGGGUACCAAAAUCAAAAGAAAGAAUUCUUCAGUAUGACAAUAAAGUUAUUAAAAAUUGGAAACAGUUAAAGACUGGAAAAUUAAAAGUGAAUUCUAUCUUAAAACAACAUUUAAUGAAAUUUAAAAAUAGAAAAAUUCUUUUAACUGACAGAGAACCUUUAAUAGAGAAAUUUAUAUCACCAAAGAUUGAGUAUCCAAAACCCAAAUCUUUUUUUUUUUCAAAUAUUAUAAAAAAUAAUAUUAAUGAUGAACCAGUAAUAAAAAAUAAAUUGCUAAUUUGUUCACAAAAUAAUACAAAUAAAGAUGACAAGAACUAUAAUUCAAGAGACAAAAAAAAUGUGAGAUUAGGCCAGACAGUAACUAAUGAUUUGAUACAUAAGCUAACAAAGAAUAAUACAAAACAGGAAGCAUUAAUUUUUGAAGAAUUCUUAAAAAUGAAAUUGAAUAGUUCAGAUGAAAUAUCUUAUGAAGAAAGGUUAACAUUGAUUGAUACCUAUAAAAAAUAUAUAGAUUCUAAAAACAUAGAGAAUAUAGGUUCUAAUAUGUUAAACAAUAGUACAGAGAACACUAGUAUUGAAGAAAAAAGCCUUAGUACUAUAAAGAAUUCAUCUAAUGAAUGUACAUUGAAUGCUAAGGAAGAUACAACUGAAUUUAAAAUAACAAUGAAAAACAACAUUGAACAUACAAGUUUAGAUACCUAUGUAAAAGAAAGAAACUCAUUUGUGGAUAUGAAUUUUGAAUAUGUGAAGUGUAUAAAAAUUCCUAAAAAUGUGUAUAGAAAAGGUAUGACAUAUAAAAUAAAGGAUUGUUAUUAUGAUGAUGAUGGAGAGUUCCUGUAUAGAAUACCUGGAUUGAAAGUCUAA
This is a messenger RNA of Eufriesea mexicana, 1277 nucleotides long. RefSeq lists its product as uncharacterized. Gene Ontology annotation, cellular component: nucleus. NCBI's taxonomy places the organism in Eukaryota, Metazoa, Arthropoda, Insecta, Hymenoptera, Apidae. Bases 6 to 1277 code for a protein of 423 amino acids. The transcript has 2 exons. The record is from RefSeq and is a predicted model, not a curated record.